Molecule: messenger RNA, 624 nt
Organism: Cylicostephanus goldi
Lineage: Eukaryota; Metazoa; Nematoda; Chromadorea; Rhabditida; Strongylidae
Source: the annotation of a GenBank genome assembly
AUGAACAGUUAUUGUAAAAACCAUACGGACAUUUCUGCGGAAAAACUAUUGCAAUUUGCUACAGAUGGGGCUCGCGGAAUGUGCUAUCUAGCAGCUCAGAAGGUGAUUCAUCGAGACCUCGCCGCAAGAAAUUGCCUACUAGGGAAGCAGGAUGAGCUGAAGAUAUCAGAUUUUGGACUCUCCAUUGCCGACAAAACUCAGAUGAAAAUGGAUAAGCUCAAAAAUGUGCCAAUCAAAUGGUUAGCUCCAGAGACAUUACGUCAGGCAAGUGUGCGGGGUGUCUUUUCGAAUAAAACGGACGUAUGGAGUUAUGGGGUCCUACUCUGGGAAAUCUUUGCAAAGUGCUGCUCGGAUCCGUUCCCAGGAGAAACGAACCAAAAAGCAAAGGAGCAUAUUCUCAAUGAUCCUCUUCCAAUGUGUGCUCCAGAAGGAAGCCCACCAGUUAUACAGUUGAUUAUGGAAGCAUGCUUCAACAAGGUCAUAGUGUUAACACAAAUUGGCUCGCAACAGUCUUUUUUUUUUCAGGAUCCUGACAAAAGAGCAACUUUUGUAUUAAUUCUCAAGGUCCUGUCACCAAAUGAAGAACCUCCUACGAAACCUGUAGAAACUUUCCAGACCUACUGA